This is a messenger RNA of Naumovozyma castellii, 540 nucleotides long. RefSeq lists its product as uncharacterized. The coding region runs from base 1 to 540 and encodes 179 amino acids. NCBI's taxonomy places the organism in Eukaryota, Fungi, Ascomycota, Saccharomycetes, Saccharomycetales, Saccharomycetaceae. The transcript has a single exon. The record is from RefSeq and is a predicted model, not a curated record.
AUGCAAGAUUUUAUUUUAUCAAUCAUUUUCCAAUGCACUCAUAUCUAUCUGAUUAAGUUACCAUUGUUAAUCCUGACGUUACUGUGGAGAAGUUUAAUCCACUUUAUCAAAGAGUUUCUUUUCCAUAAGACUAAUGGAUUCUGCCUGGAAUUAGACGCCGAGACAACUUUGAGAAAGAAUGAUGGACGAUACAAAUUAUCUAAUUUAAAUUAUUCCAAUCUGCUUCCGCUCAUCUUUAUCCUAGCAUUGAGAUAUUCUUCCAGGUCCACAUCCCAUCUUGUUGAGAAGGAUGUGGUUCCAAUGACAUUUUCUACUUUAAAGGAAACAAGACUUCCAGGUCAAUAUGCCAUCAAUAUGCAAAACAAUGUUCCAGAAAUGCCAAUUGAGAAGAAAAAAGCUAUAUUAAGAAUGAAUGAGUUACAAAUUUCUGAUUCAUGGAGAAAUAGUUCCGUUGGUUUGCCAAGAAAUUUCAUUGCUCAUAAUACAACCCCCAAAAUUGCACCGGUUCUUCUAUGGAAGGAGAAGGAUUUAUAUCGUUAA